This is a messenger RNA of Coffea arabica (coffee), 1957 nucleotides long. RefSeq names its product adenosylhomocysteinase. NCBI's taxonomy places the organism in Eukaryota, Viridiplantae, Streptophyta, Magnoliopsida, Gentianales, Rubiaceae. Gene Ontology annotation, biological process: L-methionine cycle. The record is from RefSeq and is a predicted model, not a curated record. Gene Ontology annotation, molecular function: adenosylhomocysteinase activity. Gene Ontology annotation, cellular component: cytosol.
GUCCCGCUCUCUUCUUUACCGCAGAAAACCCCCCAAAAGAAGAGAGAGUGCACAAAAAGACCAGACACUAAAUCCAACCCGGCCCGAGCCCAUUUCACCCCAUCAGCUUUAAGCCAUGGCUUUGCUAGUAGAGAAAACUACCUCCGGUAGGGAGUACAAAGUCAAGGACAUGUCCCAAGCCGACUUCGGCCGGCUCGAAAUCGAGCUAGCCGAGGUCGAAAUGCCCGGGCUCAUGUCUUGUCGGGCUGAGUUCGGGCCCAGCCAGCCCUUCAAGGGUGCCAAGAUCACCGGCAGCUUGCACAUGACCAUCCAAACCGCCGUCUUGAUCGAAACCCUAACGGCAUUGGGCGCCGAGGUCAGAUGGUGCUCCUGCAACAUCUUCUCCACCCAGGACCACGCUGCUGCCGCCAUUGCCCGCGACAGCGCCGCCGUUUUUGCCUGGAAAGGCGAGACCCUCCAGGAAUACUGGUGGUGCACGGAGCGGGCCCUUGAUUGGGGUCCCGGCGGUGGCCCGGAUCUCAUUGUCGAUGAUGGUGGUGAUGCCACAUUGUUGAUUCAUGAGGGAGUGAAGGCGGAGGAAGAGUACAAGAAGUCCGGGAAGUUGCCCGAUCCAGCCUCCACUGAUAACGCUGAGUUCCAGAUUGUCUUGACUAUUAUUCGAGAUGGGUUGAAGACCGAUCCCACGAAAUAUGCCAAAAUGAAGGAGAGACUAGUUGGAGUGUCUGAAGAGACCACCACUGGUGUUAAGAGGCUUUACCAAAUGCAGGCUAAUGGGACUCUUCUGUUCCCUGCCAUUAAUGUGAACGACUCUGUUACCAAGAGCAAGUUUGAUAACUUGUAUGGAUGCCGCCACUCACUCCCUGAUGGGUUGAUGAGAGCCACUGAUGUGAUGAUUGCUGGAAAGGUUGGAGUUGUUUGCGGUUACGGAGAUGUUGGAAAGGGCUGUGCUGCUGCCUUGAAGCAAGCUGGUGCUCGUGUUAUCGUGACUGAGAUUGAUCCAAUUUGUGCUCUUCAGGCCCUCAUGGAAGGCUUCCAAGUUUUGACCCUGGAAGAUGUUGUCUCCGAAGCUGAUAUUUUUGUCACCACCACCGGCAACAAAGACAUCAUCAUGGUUAGCCACAUGAAGAAGAUGAAGAACAACGCUAUUGUUUGCAACAUUGGCCACUUUGACAAUGAAAUUGACAUGCUUGGUCUUGAGACAUACCCAGGUGUUAAGAGGAUCACAAUUAAGCCCCAAACAGACCGAUGGGUCUUCCCUGAAACAAAAUCAGGCAUCAUUGUCUUGGCUGAGGGUCGUCUCAUGAACUUGGGUUGUGCCACAGGGCACCCUAGCUUUGUGAUGUCCUGCUCUUUCACUAACCAAGUGAUUGCCCAGCUUGAGCUCUGGAAAGAGAAGAGUACCGGAAAGUACGAGAAGAAGGUCUAUGUCUUGCCCAAGCAUCUUGAUGAGAAGGUUGCUGCACUCCAUCUUGGUAAGCUUGGUGCUAAGCUCACUAAGCUCUCCAAGGAUCAGGCUGACUAUAUUAGCGUGCCCGUUGAGGGUCCUUACAAGCCUCCUCACUAUAGGUACUGAGGGAGAGAUGUCAACACUUUGCAACGAUCUUGUUUAACAGCAUGGAUUUUUUUCUGUUACAUUGCGGGUUUACAAUAGGAAUUUAGUUUUUUUUUUUUUCUGAUUUUUGGAGGUGUUGUUGGGAGUGUUGAAAUGAUCGGAAGAAAGAAAUAUGGUCUCUGACCAAGAAAUGUUGAAUAAGGGCAUUGUAUGGGGGUGUGGAAUGAUCAUAAUUUUAGCUGCUCCAGCUUAGGUCGAUUGCUUUUUUCUUCUUGUUUGCACGAGAAAACAAAAGAAAAAGAAUUUUGUUGGUUUCUCUAGUAAAAGUCUUUUACAUAAUGGCAUCAAUGUUUUACCAAGGCUGUUUGGGUUGGUGAAUGUUUUGAAUUGAUUUCUUUGGCAGCA